CACCGCAUAGUGAACAGACAAGGGAUUGUUGUUGAGUGUCAUGAGAAAUAAGAGACCUGCGGUUUAAGAGCAUUACAUCCGGUUAACACUUUAUUAGAAAUGUGAUUUUUUUUUGCAGUAAUACUUUAAAGUAGUACUACAUCGUAAUAUUUGACUGCAGCUGCUGUCGACCUUGUGUUGCAGGGUUUCCAGAGUGAGGCUUCAGAGCCGGGAGACAAACGCAGCUGAGUGACACAGCCAUGGCUUCAGAUAUCAACUAUCAGGACGGGCCAGCGUUUUCUGCAAACAACGCGAGCCCAGUGGACGAUGAGGAUGACUCCAUCCACCCGAACAGUCCUUCUCACAGGCAGAGCGAGUACGAGCGAAUUGGAGGAAGAGCUGGAUCCUCUUUCUUACAGACGUUAAUUCACUUACUGAAAGGAAACAUCGGUACAGGACUGCUCGGCUUGCCUCUAGCUGUAAAGAACGCAGGGCUCCUGAUUGGCCCUCUGAGUCUGCUAGUGAUGGGCAUUGUGGCUGUACAUUGCAUGCACAUCCUUGUGAAAUGUUCACACCAUCUAAGUGCAAAGUUAGGGAAGCCAUUUCUGUCCUAUGGAGAGGCAGUGGAAUACGGGAUGGAGAAUGUGUCUUGGUUAAGAAGGCAUUCAGUAUGGGGAAGACGUGUUGUGAAUUUGUUCCUGAUCAUCACUCAGCUGGGCUUCUGCUGUGUGUACUUUGUAUUCCUGAGCGACAAUGUCAAACAGGUGAUUGAGGCAGCCAAUGGGACCACAUUUGACUGCAACACCAAUGAAACUGCAGUGGCUGUUCCCAGCUUUGACUCCCGUAUCUACAUGGUCAUCUUCCUCCCCUUCAUCAUCAUACUGGUGUUCACACGCAAUCUCAAGUUCCUGGCUCCUUUCUCCUUCAUUGCCAAUGUGGUCAUGUGUGUCAGCUUGGUGAUCAUCUAUUACUACUGCCUAACGCACAUUCCACACCCUGUCAGCCUUCCGUUGGUUGGAAAAGCUGUGGACUAUCCUUUGUUUUUUGGAACUGCUAUAUUUGCCUUUGAAGGAAUCGGUGUGGUUCUGCCGCUAGAGAACAAGAUGCAGAAACCGCAGAACUUCAACAAUGUGCUGUACUUGGGAAUGGGUAUCGUCACCAUGCUGUACAUAUCCCUCGGCACUAUCGGGUACAUCUGCUUCGGCGGACGCAUAGGGGGCAGCAUCACGCUUAACUUACCAGACUGCUGGAUGUAUCAGGCUGUGAAGCUGCUGUACUCAUUUGGGAUUUUUAUCACGUAUGCUCUGCAAUUCUACGUGCCAGCUGAAAUCCUCAUUCCCCCGGCAGUGGCGAGGGUCAGGCCCAAGUGGGCACUGCUUGUGGACCUCAGCAUUCGCGUGGGCCUCGUCCUACUUACAUGUGCAUUGGCUAUUCUGAUUCCAGAGCUGGACCUGGUCAUCUCAUUGGUAGGAUCAAUCAGCAGCAGUGCUCUAGCACUCAUAUUUCCUCCUCUGCUGCAGAUCAUCACAUUUCACACAGAUGGAAUUCCCGUCGGAGUGAUCAUUAAGAACGCUGUCAUAAGCCUACUUGGGCUUAUUGGCUUCAUAGCCGGGACCUACAUCUCCAUUGUGGAAAUCAUCCACCGCAGUCACUCUAAGCACAGUGACACCUUUCGGGUCUUUUGGUGAUAAUCCUAUUACACACUCUACGCCAAUCAGCCAUAACAUUAAAACCACUGGCAGGUGACGUAAAUAAGAUAGAUUAUGUCUUUACAAUUACACUUGCCAAUGGGUCAGAUAUAUUAGACAGCCGGUGAACAGUCGAUUUUCAAUGUUCUCUAAAAUGGGCAAGCAUAAGGAUUUGAGCGACUCUAAAACAUCAGGUCUUGUGGGGUGUUCCCGGUAUUUAGCAGUUAAUAUCUACCAAAAGUGGUUUAAGGAAGAAAAACUGGUCAAAUAGCAACAGGGUCAUGGGAAACCCAAGGCUUACUGAUGCACUUGGGAAGUGAAGGCUUGCCAGGCUGGUCUGAUGCCACUAAAGAGCAUGUAGCACAAUUUGCUGAAAAUAUAAAUGCUGGAUAUGAUAAAAAGGUGUCAGAACACAGUCUACCACAGCUUGCUGCUAAUGGGAAUGUUUAGCAGCAGAACUCUUUUUCACUACUGAAAGUUAUUAAGUGGGCGUGUGAGGAACAAUCAUGUGGGUGGCCAGGUUUGAAAUGGAACUAGGAUACCCUAUGAGAAGUAUACAAAUCGAGAGAAGCUGUUAAAUACCCUGGGAUUCCCUGGAAUUCAUGUGGAUGCUUCUUACCUACUGCCACACCUACUUCCAGCCUAAACCUUGUUAAAGACUUAACCUUGUUAAAGUACACUCCUUCAUGGCAACAAUAUUCCUUAUUGGCAGUGGUCACUUUCAGCUAAAUAAUGCACCCUGAUACACUGCAAAAAUUCCUAAGGAAUGUGUUGAGGAAAAUUACAAAGAUUAUGUUAUUUAUUAUUAUAUUAAGCAGAUUAUGGCUAAUGUUAUGGCUGAUCGGUUUAUAUAUCAUUUUGGGAUGACAUAAUACCUUGGACUUAUUAUAGUAAAGCUGUUUACCUUGAAUUCACCUGGAAGCACUUUGAACAGUUCGUAUUUGAGUAUUCUCCAAAACUGAAAUAUGUACAAAUCACAAAAAUAGAAGUAGGUGAAUUAGUGUAUACAUUUUUUUGUUUGGUUGGUUGUUUGUUUUGCCAGUUGUACAUUAUUUGUAAUGUAAAUUGAUAACUCGAUAUUUUUUAUGUGAUCAGGUCAUAAGUUACUGUAUAUGUGUGCAAGACCAUUUAAUCCUAUUUCAAUGUUAAAUGUUCAUUUGUAAUCAUGAAAAUAAAGAAAAACUAAAGUCAGUAGAAAUAAAAUUGAGAUAAAUUCAAACUUUUGAUGCAAAGCGCUGUUUAAAAUGGGUACAUUUAUCUAUUUAUAACCAUUACCAUUUUAUACUGGCAAAAAUAGUUUUUUGUUUUUUUUAUAAAUUUUUUAUUUAUUUUUUAUAUAUUACUGUUUUGUUCAAUGCUUAUUAGAUCAGGAACCAGGUGCUUUAAUGUGUAACAUUAUUACUUGGAGGCAUUUGUGCCAAUAUAGAGUCCCAGUAGAAAGUUAGGAUGCGCCAUCUACUGUAAUCCAGUAUUUUUUUGUUUUGUUUUGUUUAAUGAUUUAUUUUCUACAUUCUGGAAAAUCAUGGAUUUUUGCAAAAUCAUGAAACAACCUACUGUAUAUGGCAAAUUAAUGGCACCAUAAUGAACCUGGCUCUAAUGAAGACCAUCUCAGGAAAGCAAAGCAAAACCUUGCAUAAUAAACUUCUCCUCUGCUGCAGAGUUACCAACCUCAAAAAUCAUCAAUUACAGCCGUUAUGAAGGCUUACAAUGAGCAUUAGUAGCAGACACAUCUCAGUAUUAACUGUUCAAAGGAGAUUAUUGCAUAUUUUAAUACCUUCAGGAUUGUUUACAAUGUAGAAAGAAAUAAAAAUCAGGAAAGACCAUGAAAUUAGAAUGUAUGUCUGAACUGUUGACUUUUAAAAGCACCCGUGUGAGCAAAUAAAAGAUCAUUCCAAAUAAAGCAAACAACCAUAUAUUAAAACAGAGGAAUUCAAAGUAUUAAAGGUUCCUUUUUUCAUCUUUCAAAAA
Messenger RNA from Clarias gariepinus (North African catfish), 3635 nucleotides. It is a transcript of the gene slc36a1, whose product is annotated as solute carrier family 36 member 1. Lineage: Eukaryota; Metazoa; Chordata; Actinopteri; Siluriformes; Clariidae. Gene Ontology annotation, biological process: L-alanine transport; glycine transport; proline transmembrane transport. Gene Ontology annotation, molecular function: L-alanine transmembrane transporter activity; L-proline transmembrane transporter activity; amino acid:proton symporter activity. The record is from RefSeq and is a predicted model, not a curated record. The coding region runs from base 240 to 1667 and encodes 475 amino acids. Gene Ontology annotation, cellular component: vacuolar membrane. The transcript is spliced from 12 exons.